AUGAGCACGCACUUUCAUUUGGUUGUGACAACAUUGUUCGUCAUCAUGAGUGAAGUGAGACCUUUGACGUGCUACGUGUGCGACAAGUGUCCAGAUGACCUCAAAGAUGUGGGGACAAUGGACAAGUGUCCCGCCUGUGUGGUUGAGAAAUUCUUUGACGUCACGGACCUCUUGCGUACGAACAGACUCUGCGGAGAGUGCCCACGCAACAGGAUAACGGUUACCAAUAACAACAGAACUGUGAAUGAUUGUUGUUAUACAAAUCUAUGUUUGGGCUCGGUGAGUGGAACAAACGUGCAGAAGGUUCAACCUGCAACUACCUCCAUCACGCGCACAGAAACCAACACCCCUAAGCAUGUUACAGUUGCAAGUGAGAAAGAAAGCAUACCGGUGCGUCCAAACAAAACAGACGAUCUAUCCAUGGAGUCUACAGCUAAAACCGCAACCCAGCAUUUGGAAAAUUCCUCAUCUGCAACAUGCCACAUGAGUGCCUGGUAUCUAGCAUUCUCCACAUCGCUUAUUUGUCUCCUCGUGGCUUGUUUCAACUAGCUAACAAAAUUAAAAGUGGCCGUACUUUUGGCGUCUGGUUCUCUUUUUGGUUUGUAAAUUUUUCGUUUCGUUAGUAGACUGAGCCAUCCCAAAAAGGGGGCAUUCAUGAUCAUUUUCAUUCAAAUGUAG
Molecule: messenger RNA, 678 nt
Organism: Opisthorchis viverrini
Lineage: Eukaryota; Metazoa; Platyhelminthes; Trematoda; Opisthorchiida; Opisthorchiidae
Exons: 3
Coding region: 1-549 (182 amino acids)
Source: RefSeq, a predicted model, not a curated record